UCACGUGAUAUUGGCAGCUCAGGUCCCAGGUGAAGGGGUGUGAUUCAGGACGUCUGACACAAGCUUCGAGGUUUCGGGCUCAUUUCUACCAAAACACUAAGUUUUGGUGAUGAAGCUCUCCGUGCAGUCACGGCGGGGGCAAUAAAAAGUGUAGUAUUGCCUUUUUACGGUACUUUUUCAACCUUUUCUGAAGUUCCGCAUUGGAGUAGAAACAGAAACAGGAAGGGGCGGGGGAGUGUUGCAUUUGAGGAAGUUACUCAAUAUAGGAAAAUCCCACAUUUGUUAAGGACGGCUCCAAACAUGUCAGCAUAGAAAGAAGACGUAAAUCCUCAUUCAGAUAUUUGGUGUUGGUCACAGAAUGUCAAAAAACUCGGUGACUCCCUCUACUUAUAUUCGUAAGCUAGGCUACAGUCUGCUUUGUAGGUUGGCCGACUUUUUAGACCCGCAGGACAGAUGGAAAGACGUCAUCACAUCUAUCCGGAAGUCAGACGGCGACUUGAAGUACUCUCAGCAGCAUGUUAAGCGGUUUGAGACCCUGGUCAGGCAGGGGAAGAGUCCCACGGUGGAGCUGCUGCAGGACUGGGGUGUGUCCAACUCCACGGUGGGAGAACUUGUAGACAUCCUCAAGAGCCACAAAUUAUUGGCAGCCGCUAGCCUGCUCUUACCUGCGGAUGAGGACGUUUCCAUGGAGACGCCCCAUCCUUAUCCUGCAGCACAAGCAUGCAGCAGCCUGCCAACGUCUCCAACCUGGAAGCUGGAUGAGACAGAGAAGACAAAAUUAGCUCCUGCUCAGCUUCAACCGUGCAUCCAAGAAGAGAAGAGCAAACCAAACCACACACAAGGUUUCACCAGUUUCUCCUACGACGAGCUGAGGAACAUGACCAGAAACUUUGACGAGCGUCCCAUGUCUGCCGGCGGCUGCAGACUCGGGGAGGGGGGCUUCGGGACCGUCUUCAAAGGUGUUCUGUGCAACACAGCUGUGGCGGUGAAGAAGCUCAACCCGGUAGAUGACGUAUCGCCCGACGAGCUGCAAAUUCAGUUCAAGCAAGAGGUGCAAACGCUUAAAGUCUUGAAACAUGACAACCUGGUGGACAUGGUGGGCUACUCCAGUGAUGGGCCGCACCCGUGUGUGGUCUACGCCUUCAUGGCUAACGGGUCUCUGCUGGACAGACUAGCUUGCUGGGAAGGAAGUCCUCCCCUGUCCUGGAAGGAGAGAUGCUUGAUCGCUGAUGGCACAGCGAGAGGUUUGGAUUAUUUACACAGCAACCAUCACGUCCACAGAGAUGUCAAAAGUGCAAAUAUCCUGCUAGAUGAAAACCUGGUGGCCAAAAUCUCAGACUUCGGACUGACGAGAGCCUCUGCUAAGCGGACGGCGACAACGGUGAUGACGGAGAUGAUCGUGGGUACCUGCGCGUACAUGGCCCCCGAGGCACUCAGGGGGGAAAUCACACCCAAAUCUGACAUCUUCAGCUUUGGAGUGGUGCUGUUAGAAAUCCUAUCUGGACUUGCCCCGGCAGAUGAAAACCGCGAGCCGCAGUUUUUGAUGGACAUGAGGCAUGACAUCGAUGACGAAGACGAGGACCUCACCCUGGAGGCCUUCAUGGACAAGAGGAUGAGCGACUGGGACCUGAGCCUGGCGGAGAGCAUCUACUGCUUGGCCAGCAGCUGCCUCCACGAGAGGAAGAACAGGCGACCGCUGAUCUCGCAGGUGGUGUCUGAGCUGAAAGGAGUGGUCAAGACUAUCUCGCUGGAAUCGUGUGCCUAGGACUCAAACACAAGAUGAAUACGAUUGAUUGAUAUACUUUAUUAAUCCCCAAGAGAAAUAUACACCGGACAGUUCCCUAUAAACUGCAUGCGUGGGCAUCUUGUCAUAUCCUUGUUGCGCAACAAAAUAAAUCGAAUACAGGAAGUUUUAUGCCAAGUUUGCCCGAGUGAUGCCAGUGGUUGUUUUGUUCUUUUCAGAUUUCUUAAUGUACAUUUUUUUUAUUUAGACAAACAUACAACAAACGUGGCAUCACUUCCAGAAUGAAAUAGUUCCAGAACAAGAUGCUGCAAAACAGAAAGGAAACUAAAGUAUGCAGAAUCAAGAAAAGAAAUGAAGAAAAGAAAGAUGGAGAUGAUGGAGCAGAUGAGAUGGUUCCAGCAUGUCCAAAGAAUAUCAGGAUGUUUGUGAGUCUGCUCAGACACUUUGAAAAUGACAUUGUCAUAUAUGUAUACAGUAUACUGUAUUUAAAGAAAAAUAGCAUGCACGUAAUUUUGUACUAAAGGCAAGUAUAUUAUUAUUAUUAUUAUUAUUAUUAUUAUUAUUAUUAUUAUUAUUAUUAUUAUUAUUAUUAUUAUUAUUAUUAUUAUUAUUAAGGUAUGUAGUAUUAACAGUUCAACUUUUUAAUUUUUUUUAAGUGAAUCGUGUGUUUGUGCAAUAAAAACUACCCCUGCAGUACAGUAUGGAUGCACUGUAUGUACUGUAUGUACUAUUUGUACCUAUCCUCCUCACAAUUCCUCCACAAAUGUUGAAUUGGGGUACAAAAUGUUUUU
Doryrhamphus excisus (bluestripe pipefish) is the source of this 2535-nucleotide messenger RNA. RefSeq names its product interleukin-1 receptor-associated kinase 4 (gene irak4). Gene Ontology annotation, molecular function: magnesium ion binding; protein binding; protein serine/threonine kinase activity. Lineage: Eukaryota; Metazoa; Chordata; Actinopteri; Syngnathiformes; Syngnathidae. Gene Ontology annotation, biological process: protein phosphorylation; signal transduction. Gene Ontology annotation, cellular component: plasma membrane. The record is from RefSeq and is a predicted model, not a curated record.